Molecule: messenger RNA, 753 nt
Organism: Microtus oregoni (creeping vole)
Lineage: Eukaryota; Metazoa; Chordata; Mammalia; Rodentia; Cricetidae
Product: NXPE family member 3-like
Exons: 1
Coding region: 1-753 (250 amino acids)
Source: RefSeq, a predicted model, not a curated record
AUGCUAGCCUUGCCCUCUCGGCCCCCAUGCCGCCCUGGCCACCUGUCUCCAAAACCCUCUGGCUUCUACUACCAAGACAGAUGGCACUCAAUGUUCUGUUCUAGCCGUUCUUUCCCCACUGUGAGCAGCAUCCUGAACUGCCUGGCUGGCCACAUUGUCUACAUGAUGGGAGAUUCCACCCUUCGGCAGUGGUGGGAGUAUCUGCGAGACACCGUGCCCUCUCUGAAGCCAGUUGAUCUACAUGUCCAAUACCAGGCAGGUCCCCUGAUGGCUGUGGACACAACUCGGGGGACAGUGUUGCACUGGAGGGCCCACAGCUGGCCCCUGCGCUCUCGUCGCACUCCAGUGGCCUCCUUGCACUCUGUGGCCAGAGUUCUGCAUGGCCUGGCCGGGGGUCCCUACACAGUGGUGGUGUUCGGUUUGGGAGCCCACUUCACCACCUUCCCUCCAUCCAUCUUUGCUCGAAGACUGGCAGGGAUUCGGGAAGCUGUAAAAGCCCUGCUGGACAGGGAACCCAGUACUCUGGUGGUUAUCAAACUGGCCAAUACUGGCUACAAAUCCGUGUAUGGCAGUGACUGGCUCACAAUCCAGGUGAACAGGUUCCUCCAUGCUGCCUUUGAUGGUCUCCAAGUGGCCUUUGUGGAUGCAUGGGAAAUGACCUCCAGCUUGGCUGUACCAGACGACAUCCACCCAAAGAGGCUUAUUGUCCGCAAUGAAGUGGAAUUAUUCCUGUCCUUCAUCUGUCCCACCUGA